ACGCUCUGAAAAAAACCCAUCAUACAUCAUGGGGAAAAGCAGGACCUGCAUUUUGUGUGACAUAGUCUACAGCUCCAAACAGGAGAUGGAUGAGCAUAUGAGAAGUAUGCUGCAUCACCGGGAGCUGGAGAAUCUGAAAGGCCGCGACUGUGGGCAUGAGUGCCGGACAUGCGGGGUGACUGUGCCGAGCCUGACCGAGUACGCCGAUCACAUCUCCAGCCCCGUGCACAAACAGCGCGUAGAGGCCUACGAGCGGCAGUCAUCCAAAGCGGACCGUGAUGAGGAGUACUUUGAUAAAGAGAUGAUAGAGCUCAUCGAGAAACGCAAAGAGUUAAUCAGACAAGAGGAAGCUGCUUUAAAGAAAGCCAAAGAGGAAGAGGAGGCAAUGAGGAAGUGGCAGGCCAUGAAGGAGCAGUGGCAUGGUCAGAGACCGUGGCUUCACCAGCAAGCAGCAGGUGGUCCCUGGGGCUGGCAAUACCCCAGCUUUCCACAGUCAUCACGAAUUGGGGGUGUCACCAACUGGCAGCAACCACAACCAGGCCCCAGUCCUAACUAUAGCAACUGGAACAACCGACAAAACAGGAGUGCCACUUGGCAUGCCGGGGGGGCCCCUGACCUGCAGAGAUGGGAAUCAUUUAAUGGACGUGGUGGCAGUCUGCACAGUAGAGGAAACUACUGGGGAGGAAGAGAAGGUGCCUUUAGGGGUGGCCCUUCUCAGCCGAGAAUGGCUAACAAAGAAGACAACAGAGGGAAUUAUGAAAGAAGCAAUGACUUCCAUUUGCAACGCCCCAACGUUUUUGGAAACAACAUGCACCUGACUGACCAUCACAAUUCACCAUCUAGAAAUUAUCCUCACCAGAAAACACACAAUAUCACUGAGAGACAUAACAAGGACCUCCACAGCCAGGAAAGCUCCGGUGGAGUAGUUAAUCAUGGUAAAGGCAAAGGUUCCAAAUCAGAGAAGGCAUAUCGCUGGGCACCAUAUCCUCCAGCUGGGCUUGGAGAGCCUUCUUCCCAAACUGAUAAUCAGCCUUCUUCAGAGAAAGUACAUUCAGCCUCUCUUGAACACAAUAAGUAUAGAAGUUUGAAUGCAAGCAGCCAGAACUUGGAAGGUCAGUCCCAGACUGGCCUUGGGAGCGUUGUUCAUGGGCCCUCUGAUCUCCAACAUGGGAACAGUAAGGAAUGCAAAAAGCAAAGCAGCCGCCCCAAUAAGAAGAGUAAAAAAAACAAGCCCAGUCAAGCAUCUUCAUCCUUGCCUUCACCCAGUCACCAAACACACAGCCUCAAGCAUUCCGAAAAACAUGUCAGCACUAAACAGGGAUUGCUGACCAAUGUCAACAGAACAUCAAGUCAAGAAUCUGAAAACUCUAAAGCUUUGAAGCAUUCUUACUCAGGAUGCCAGACCUCACAAGCUGCAUCACUUGACCCAGAGCAGGAACAUCUGCUUUCUGAAAAGUUAUUCAAACCAAAGAAGACCAUGUUGCACAAACAGAGCUCAGAAGAAAAGUAUUCUUUGAAAGACAAAGAUGCUGAACUGCAUAUUGAGGAAGACCAGCUGGUGGGAAUUUCAGGGCUGGACAAAGUGAAUGAGCAAUGUAGAAACAAAAGAAAAUCAGAGGAGUACAAUAGAAAAGGGAAAGAAUUUCUUGAAAGUAAUCCUACACAACAAUCCCUCUCAACAGAAAACACUUUGCAGUUUGGGUGCUCUUCAGAUAACAUUAACCUGUCUCUGCAAUCUCUGCAAGUCAGCACCUCCACCAUGGACCAGGAGGAGGAAGAUGAGCGCAAUGAAAGAGAAAAGCUUGUCCAAGAUACAAUGAUGCAAGCAAUGGAUGAAGGACUUGGCUCAGACAGCGAGUGCAACCAGAUCAACAACACACUUUCCACUACUGGUUGCUCUCUGCCUCCCCUGAACAAGUUAUCCUUGCCGUCCAGUCUCAAACGAGACUUGAACCGGCACAUUAGCCUGAAGGGCAAAGGAGGUGCUCAUGAACCCAACCUGAACAUUGCACGACGCAUCAGAAACUUGAGUGGCUCACGGAAAAGUGAAACUGAGAAAGACACAUCGCUCAAGCCCACACUACGGCAGCUCAUUAGCUCUUCUGCCUCCAGAAGGAAUGUCAACUGGGACCAGGUCUAUCAAGAAGUCCACCGCAAAAAGCAGGAGCAGGGCAAAGGCUUGCCAAGGUUUGGUAUAGAGAUGGUACCCAAUGAGCCAGAAGGUCCAAGCCACAUGGAAGAAGACAUCGAUGUCCCUCUCUCUGAAGGGUUCCAUUGGGACUCUCUGGUUGACUUUAACUCACAGAUUGUACCUGCACGCAAAAGAAGCAUGUCAGAAAGUAGCGUGGUCGCCAAUACUUCUGCUGCAUCCUCUUCUCUUCUCAAAGCUGCUGAACCACCAUCUGUCAGAGACUCACAAAACAACUCUAAACUAAGUUAUCAGUCCAUUUACACACCCAGCGAGAAGGACUGUGAGAUACAAAAGGAUAGCCAGAGUCUGUCCCAGGCCAAAGAACAAACCGAGCCAAUAAUGGAACUGAAGCCUCUCCAAAACCUGGAACUUUUGGAUGAGGAAAGUAGUUCCAUAUCUGGCACUGAACAGAAUGACUUACAGAGUGGAGGGAAGAAACGCAGAGCAGUGGGGGAUGUGGUUUCUCCAGAAGUUACUGAUUUAGAGAGGAAAAACAAAAGACAAAAAAUCAAACCCAAAAAAGAACAAACUCAGCUGGACGAGUUGCUGACUGUAUCUCUGCGUGAAGAGGAACUGAACAGCUCGUUGCAGACAGUGGAUAACAGUUUGAUUCAGGCCCGAGCUGCUUUGCAGGCUGCAUAUCUGGAAGUCCAGCGUCUGCUAAUGGUCAAACAGCAGGUAACCACUGAGAUAAGUUCUCUGAGGGCCAAGCGUAUAGAGAUUCUGCAGGGCCUGCAAGGUGGUUUUGAAUGCCCACAGACAACAAGGAGCAGUGAAGAAAACACGAAUUUGCCCUUUUCAUCUACAGCCAAACAUGCUGCGAGUAAUCCCCCAAUUUCUCCUGCAGUUCUUUUACCCUCCCCUGUUUCCAGCCCAGCUCCUGUUGCCGUAAAACAGGAACGCCUCUCGCCUGUGACCGUCUUCCCGACCAGGCAGGCCACAGACAGUCCCAUGGCCGGUCCUCACAGUACCACACCAGAGAAAUCUGCAGCCACACAAAUGGAAACAGAUGCCGCCUUCUCAUGCAACCUUAACUCAAUAAAGGAAUUUGAAUGUGACCAGGAUGGUGAGGGCAUGUCUAAACCGUGGUUACAGCUGUCUCCUGACCAGCCUUCUCCUCGAGCUUCUCAAGAGCAGGUGUUAGAUCCUCCCUCACCCCCAAUCCCUGCCAAUAAUUCACCAAACCCUGUCUCUCCCAAGUCCACCCCACCUCUGGAUGGCCAGGACACUAAGGCUGGGAAGCGUGUGAGAAAGCUCAAGAAGAAAAGAGUUCUGAGGAAUGCCCAGGGAAGCAAACAGCCUGACAUCAGUGACUCAGAGCUAGAUGCCAGCCAGCCCGUUCGACCCCAUCGCAGGGUGCGACAACGCAGACGGCCCAGCGCUUCCAAUUCCUCGUCCUCUACUGCUGAGAAGAAAGAUAAAAGCAUGGAGGUAGCAGAAGCACUAGAUCAUCCAGAGGCAAAGGAACCAGCACUGGCUCUAGAUGAGAAAGUGACCCAAGGCUCUGACUCCUCAGAGCUAGAGAUGGUGGAACUCCCAAAGGCCGUACCAACUGAAGUGGUGAACUUGGACUCCUCUGAGCCAGAUGAGGUGGGAGCAGAGGAUGAAGCAAGCCUUUCUCAAGCUUUUAAGGAGCCUGCCAAUGAGAGGACAGAAGCCCAAAACCUUGCUUGCAAUGAAGUCACCUCCACCAGUGAACUUGACCCCGGCAGUGCAGUCGUCAGCUGUGAAAGUAUAAAGAAUGAAGAUCUGAUAGAUUCAAAGGAGUCAAAGGCUUCCUCUGGUGCAUCAUCUGACCCAGGUGACGAGGAGGAGCCCACCGAGGGAUCGUUUGAGGGCCAUCAAGAGGCAGUAAACAGCAUGCUGAUUCAUAAUGGCCUGCUGUUCACCUGCUCAGGGGACCGCACCAUACGAGCCUUCAACCUGAUGACCCGUAAGUGUGUGGCCGUGUUUGAGGGGCACAGCAGUAAAGUAAACUCUUUAGUGGUGUCAUCUGGUCCUGGUUUGCCACUGCGUCUUUACUCUGGGUCCAGCGACCAAACCAUUCGCUGCUACAACAUAAAGAAUCAAGAGUGCGUGCAGCAGCUCAGUCUUCCUGACCGUGUGCUUUGUCUCCACAACCGAUGGAAAGUGCUCUAUGCAGGCCUGGCCAAUGGCUCUGUGGUCACUUUUAGUCUUAAGAACAACAAACAACUGGAUGUGUUCGAGUGCCACGGUCCGCGAGCAGUGAGCUGCCUGGCUACGGCUCAGGAGGGAGCGAGACGGGUGUUACUUGUUGGCUCUUAUGAUGCCACCAUCAGUGUAAGGGACGCCAAGAGUGGUCUGCUGCUGCGCACACUAAAAGGACACACUAAAACUGUGCUCUGCAUGAAGGUAGUUAAUGACCUAGUAUUCAGUGGAUCCAGUGAUCAGUCUGUCCAUGCACACAACAUACAUACAGGGAAGCUUGUGAAGAUCUAUAAGGGCCAUUCUCACGCUGUCACUGUGGUGUCCAUACUGGGGAAGGUGAUGAUCACAGCAUGCCUGGACAAACUGGUUCGUGUCUACGAGCUACAGCCUCAUGAAAGGUUGCAGGUGUAUGGAGGACAUUCAGACAUGGUGCUGUGUAUGGUCAUCCACAAGAACAUGAUCUACACAGGAUGUUAUAAUGGAAGUGUACAGGCUGUUCGACUAAACCUGAUCCAAAACUACCGUUGCUGGUGGCAUGGCUGUUCGCUAAUAUUUGGUGUAAUGGAGCACCUGCAGCAGCACUUGCUGAAUGACCACACCAGCCCUACGAAACAGACACUCAAGUGCCGAUGGAGAAACUGUGACUCCUCCUUUCCCUCCCAUAACGGCUUCAAACAGGUAGUGCAUGCUCACAUGCAGAAGCAUGCAGAGCUGGACAGUAAAUUGGAGUCUUGAGGGGUUCUGGAGUGUCAACCCAGAGAACCAAAGUAAACCCCUCUUAUCCCAUAUUGGGAAGAUCUCAUCUACAUCUCAGGAUAGGAGCUCUUUCCUUGUUCAUCUUUUUCUAUGCGUUGUCCGAUAUCAACAGCUACCAUUUAAGAGGGAGUGGACACCAAGCUGUUUGCUUGAUGCUGCAUUUUCAGUAUUUUUUCAUUAGUGUCAUUUAACUGCCUACAGAUGUGUUGGAGACUUUUGGCAUCCAAAGGUCCUUCAGGUUUAUUUUAGAUCUCAUGUUCCUCCCUCUCAGUGGAGCUGUUGGUAUCAUCAAUGCCAAUUUUGUUUCUCUUAUCCAUGUACACAAGAAUCAUAUGUCUAUAUGAAGACAAUGACUAUGCAGCCUUCUGUUACCUUUGGAGGGAUAAAAGUCUACUAGAGAUAGAUGACGCACAUCUCUGAAUUGUCUCUGACUUCUUUCUUAAUGACCAAAUAAAGACAACAUUUCAAAAGAACUGUGGAAAAUACUGUACAAACUUCGGGACAGGCUAUGUAGAGUUGAUACCGCUUCCCCCAGCUAGGACACGUCGUUUAUUAUUUUUAUGGCAUGGGUUUAGGGAUAUUUUUUGUUUGGAGUGGUUUAAAAGUGUGGUACUUGUGUCUUAUUGAGCAUCCAGGUUUUUUGGGAUGAGAAGUGUCUUCUAAAGACACAUCUACACUGUGAGUCAAAAAUGUGACCUCUGUACCUGCCUAUAACUUGUUGAUUAACUUACUAUGUUAUUUACUUUGACAGCCAUUUGUGUUUCCGCUCAACAGCAGCAGACAAUAAUAUUGUAACAUAAAAUAUAAUGGUUUUUACUACUAAGAACAGAAUGAAUUAAGAACUUGUAUCUGCUUACGUUAUAAACUGUAUAAGCAUUGCUUGCUGAGGUUCCAAAAAAAUAGAAAAGGGAGAAUUUAAAACAUUGCUCCGUAUGAUCUGUGAAACUGGUAACUACGAAAGACGAAAGCAAUCACAAACUGUUGCUCAGCCAAGAGGACAAACCUUAGACCCAUCGGUCAACACAUUACAUUUCUAGGGAAACUGGACUUUGAUUGUCCGUCUGAAUUACUCAUCUUGAUUUGCAAGUUAUGAGCAAAGGUACAGAGGUCCCUUUUUUAAAGCACAGUGUAUUUGUUAGGGACAUCAUUUCGUGCUAUAACAGGGUAAAACAACCAGGUUUCAUUUCAAGUUUUAACCAUUUUUUUUCUUUUCUUUUUUUUGAGUGAAAAGAGUGGUUUUUUUUGUUUGUUUUGCUUUGUUUUUUAAAUGUUAUCAUUUACUCAUCAAAUCAUUGAGAAUACAAUAAUAAAGUUGGACACAAUACUAAAAUCCCACUUGUUUUAACCUGUGACCAAUUUCUUGGUUGUAUCCCAUUGCUAGUGUGCUAAUUUGACAAUCCGUUUAGUUCAGUAGUGUGUUCUUUUUGACUCCCUAUUUUUAAACUAGGGAGAUACUUUUAAAAGUCCUUUGUUCAUCAUAUUUUAUGCACUGGAAACCAAUUGGGUUUAAACAAGCAGGUUUUAUGUUACCAGUUUCUGAAAGGGUUAGGUAAAAUUGGUUCUUGGUUGGUUGAAUAUAUAAAGAGGAUCUAAUGAUGAACAUUUUACUUUCUUAGUUAGCUAGCCAGCCAGCAAUCUAGGUCAAGUCCCGAUAGCAUACUGCAUACUAUUUACAUUUACAUUACAUUUACCACUGCUAUUAUUUUACAUUUUUAUUAUUACUUUUGAAUCCCCCUCUUCAUAAUUUCAUUUGUUGUGUUUUGUUUGAUGCUAAAACAAUUGUUUUUUUUUUUUUUCCCUUUUUCUUGAGGGUGGAUAUUUUUAUUUGUACUUUUGUUUGAUGUUAAAUCAUUUGUCUUUUCUCAUUUUUUUUUAUUUAUUUAUUUUUUUGGGGUGGUUUAGCUUCACCAUUAUAUAUACAUUUCUAGAACAAUGACAGUAUGAGGUUUGCGUGGUGCUCACUGAUGUUAAGAUACAGUGGAGGGAAUACUGGUUUGCCGUAAUUCAGAGAAUGCAGUUCAAGGAAACGUUUGCUGAAAGCGACAGAUCCUGAAACGUGAUGGUCGGUGUGCAUAACCUCUUAUCAGCGUAAUGUGUGGGAGUGGUUGUGCCUGAAUAACACAGUGCAGUAUUGUUGCUUGGAUGUGGACUUCACACAGUGAAUUUCACAUUGUAUCUUGAGUGUAUUUAUUUGGGCUCUGUCCUUUUGGGAUUUGAAAGGUCAAUAGUAUAUUGAAACAAUGUGGACAGAGGUGCAUGCAGCCUGGUCCUAUAACAUAGCACUUUGGUCCGUCCGUGUGUGUGUGUGUGUUGAAAGUUGUUGAAGUGAUUAAGGUAGUAGGUGGUUUUAUGGAGUGGAGAGUGUAGAAACAGAAUCCCUCUCCCAUGCCGGAACACUCAGCACACACCCCUAACUAUAAACUGCAGUCUCGGUUUCACUAGCCAUCUUACAAUCAGGCCUAUUUUUACUUUUUAAAGAAUGUACUGUUUAAAUUAAAUACCUUUUCUAGUAACUACUGACCGUGACAACCCCCCCCCCCCCCCCCUUUCCUUUUGUGUGAUGCUGUUGGCAUUAAGCAGAGCAGGUUUUUCUUGUCCUCAGUCCCAUUAGCAGUUUCCUUUUCUCUACAGUGUGUGUAGCUGGGGGAGCAGUGUGUCAGUCUCUUUCCUAGCCGUCCCAAAUUUCUUACAAGUUUUGUUUGCACAUUUCCAUUUAAUACCUUGUUAUAAUAAAAAGGGUUUUUGUCAACCUGGAA
Trichomycterus rosablanca is the source of this 7872-nucleotide messenger RNA. It is a transcript of the gene znf106a, whose product is annotated as zinc finger protein 106a. The record is from RefSeq and is a predicted model, not a curated record. Gene Ontology annotation, cellular component: cytosol; membrane. The coding region runs from base 29 to 5095 and encodes 1688 amino acids. NCBI's taxonomy places the organism in Eukaryota, Metazoa, Chordata, Actinopteri, Siluriformes, Trichomycteridae. Gene Ontology annotation, biological process: insulin receptor signaling pathway. Gene Ontology annotation, molecular function: zinc ion binding; RNA binding; SH3 domain binding. The transcript is spliced from 21 exons.